Molecule: messenger RNA, 1071 nt
Organism: Parascedosporium putredinis
Lineage: Eukaryota; Fungi; Ascomycota; Sordariomycetes; Microascales; Microascaceae
Source: the annotation of a GenBank genome assembly
AUGUCGCCGCACAAAUUACACACCAGCGGUAACGAAAGAGACACCAUCAAUAUCAACAAAGAGACGGUAACCAAUGGCAUCUCAACCGACUUCCCGGGCCACUUCUACGGCGAGGAUGGCAGCUUCAGCCUCGAACAGUUCCGGAAGGAUCUGAACAUCAAGGUUCACUACAACAGACAAAGCGACAUGUCGCUCUCCCUCAUGGGCGUCGACGCUUCGAUCGCGAACGCCAUCCGUCGGAUCAUGAUUGCUGAAAUCUCUACGCUUGCGAUCGAAACCGUCUUUGUCGAGGAUAAUACAUCGGUAAUCCACGACGAGGUGUUGUCGCAUCGACUAGGCCUCAUCCCUUGGAAGGGUUCCAAGCAGGGCAUCCGAGAGUUUCUCCAAGAGUUCAAGCGGGGCGAGCCCGGCGAGGACCCUUUCGCCAACACCUUUGAUUGGAAUACCGACGAAAACGAUCCCGAAAAGCUCUACCACAAUGCCAACGUCUACGCCAAGGACAUCGUCUUCACCCCAAGCGGGCGGCAGGCCGAGUACUUCUCGGGCGAGGAUGCCAUUAGGCCGAGCAACCCCGACAUUCUGAUUGCCAAGCUUCGCCCUGGCCAGCGUAUCGCCCUCGAAAUGCACAUGCACAAGGGCAUAGGCGCGGACCACGCCAAAUUCUCUCCCGUCGCUACGGCGUCGUAUCGUCUGUUGCCCACGAUCAACAUCAUGCAGCCUAUCCUAGGCGAGGAUGCACACAAGUUCCAAGGGUGCUUCCCCAAGGGAGUGAUUGGGAUUGAAAAGGUCACGAGACAGGAAGCCGCCAUCAAAGGUAGCGGUUACGAGAAGCGCGAGGGCGAGGACAAGGCCGUGGUGGUGGAUGCCAUGAAGGACACGGUGAGCCGAGAGUGCCUGAGGCACCCCGAGUUCCAGGGCAAGGUGAAGCUGGGAAGGAAACGAGACCAUUUCAUCUUUGGAAUUGAGAGCACGGGUCAAUGGGACAGCGAUGAAUUAUUCGUAGAGGCCCUUCGUGUGCUGAAGAAGAAGUGCCUGACGCUCGAGAAGCAGGUCGUCUUCAUGGCCCGGUAG